This is a messenger RNA of Electrophorus electricus (electric eel), 1033 nucleotides long. RefSeq names its product cytochrome c oxidase subunit 7A2 like (gene cox7a2l). Lineage: Eukaryota; Metazoa; Chordata; Actinopteri; Gymnotiformes; Gymnotidae. The record is from RefSeq and is a predicted model, not a curated record. Gene Ontology annotation, cellular component: respiratory chain complex IV. Gene Ontology annotation, biological process: regulation of oxidative phosphorylation; mitochondrial electron transport, cytochrome c to oxygen; mitochondrial respirasome assembly.
CGCGACAAUCUCUCACGCGAAAGAAGAAGCCGGUAGGGUGAAUAGAGCGUGUACCUCCGUCUAGUCACUUUUCAGCUGAUAAAAUGUAUUAUAAAUUCAGUGGAUUCACGCAGAGAUUGACAGGAUCUCUGCCAUCAUCAGCCCAUAACCCUCAGGGUUUGAGGCCAGGUGUGCCUUCUGAAGCCCCUACUAUGAUCUUUGCCACUCCUACCAAACUGGUUUCUGAAUCUGGACCUUCUCUGGAGUACAUGUCUGCAAACAAGGUUCCAGACCUCCAGAGGAUAUUUCAAUCUUCAGAUGGGAUUCCAGUACACCUUAAGCGGGGUGUUCCUGACCGGCUCUUGUACAGGACCACCAUGGCCCUAACAAUCGGAGGUGCUCUCUACUGUCUGGUGGCGCUCUACAUAGCUUCACAGCCCAAGAAUAAGUGAACACUACCCAGCCUCUUCUCAUCUCCCCUCAUCAGUAUUUAUGAACCUUCCAUGGACAACAGUACAUUACCAUGAUAUAUAUUUGUCAAUGGUGUUUUAAGUCUGAGGAGAAUAGGGAGGACGCCCAGCUCUAAGCAGUUGAAAAGGGGGCUCUGUGUUGGGUCCAUUUUUACAGCAGUGUUGACUGACUGCAUCGUAAUACUGUUAUUUCAUCUUGGUUGCCGUCAUGGUUUUGUUGAAAUGAGAGGGUCUGAGAAAGGCAAAAGCUGUAUCUAGUGGAGGGGAGGCCUUUGGGCCAGAGAAGAGAAUAUCAGAUUACCUGCUGGGGUAACACCAAUUAUUUUAUAGACAUUUCUGUAUAUGCCUCUAUCAUGUUACGUUAUUGUAGCAUUUUACACUGAUGACUGAUUGGUGUGCUUUAAUCCUCAUGGUGUUGCUCUUUUUACAUUUCCUGCCAAAAACUGGUCUUUUUUUUUUUUUUUUGAGGACAAAAUUACCUUUUCAGCGGGGCUUGAUUUUGGGGUUUUAGAAAUGUACAAAAAUAGCAAAUAAAAGGGAUAUGAAAUUAUAUGUACAAAAAUAAUAAAUUUGAAGCAAUUGCA